Messenger RNA from Meloidogyne enterolobii, 222 nucleotides. The record is from the annotation of a GenBank genome assembly. NCBI's taxonomy places the organism in Eukaryota, Metazoa, Nematoda, Chromadorea, Rhabditida, Meloidogynidae.
AUGCAAACAUAUGGAGUUCUUUAUGAACUUUUGGAGAAACAACCAUAUUUAUCUCAUGCUCUUGUUAUGGGAGGUGCAAAUAGACAAACGGAGGAACUAAGGCUUUCUAAAGGAGUUUCUAUCCUGGUUGCAACACCUGGACGUUUACUCGAUCAUUUACAGGCAUUUUUUAAUUUUUUUCAGAAACUAAUUUGUUUAGAAUACUCAAAGUUUUGUGGUUAA